Messenger RNA from Phalacrocorax carbo (great cormorant), 6475 nucleotides. NCBI's taxonomy places the organism in Eukaryota, Metazoa, Chordata, Aves, Suliformes, Phalacrocoracidae. The record is from RefSeq and is a predicted model, not a curated record.
AGCUACCUGUGUGCCAAGGCUCACUGGGACCCUGCCAUUCCCUCUGUCUCUCCCUCUCUUCUUCCCUCCCCUUUGCAGACUGUGCAUCUCCUUGGUGGCUCCCUGCAGGCUCCCACCACCCUGAAGAGGACAUGCUUUCUUUGAGUUAUUUUUGUGUGAGUGCUUGAGCCUGUGAUGGUGAAAGGACCAGCAUCUGCAGACACGUGAAGUCCUCCUGUUAUUUUAUUUGCAGUGCCAGCUUUUCCAUGAUGCCUGGCCAGUAACAUCAGCCAUGACCUGGAGGGACAGGGACAAGAGGUAGUUUGGUCUUCUUAGCGAGGUCAGCCCGGAGUUCUUCCUGUUGAGGAGAGACCUUCAGAGGUGUUGAAUGAUGAGUGCGAUAAUGCCAACUCCUGUUGCUCCGUGGUGAGCUGUGACGCCAAACUCAAAUCACUUUAGACCUGAAGCUGGACUUAACCCACGGUCCUGGUCUUAGAAGGAAAUGCUGUCUCUCCUCUGUGAUCAUCCCUCAACUCUGAACGUCUUCCAUUGAAAAAUCGACCUUCCACACUAGGAGGCAAGGAUCAAAUGGGUUGAGAACAACUGGCCAUUCCUUUUUUUGCAGAGGAUUCUUUGAUAUAUUCUUAAGUGCCAGGACAUGAAACAGUAAAUCCCUCCUUUCCACACUCCUGCCUCCUGCAAACAGCCCUGACUGCUGUCCAAGCCAGCCAGUUAAAGGGUUAAUUAUAACUGGAUGCCUGAAUGGCUGCCUUACUGAUCCCGCGGAGGAACAGAGGGAUGAGGACUCGCCUGGGCUGCCUGUCUCACAAAUCAGACUCAUAUAAUGAUUUCACAGCUAUUCUUCCGGACAAGCCCAACCGGGCUUUGAAAAGACUGUCAACAGAAGAAGCAACAAGAUGGGCAGACUCUUUUGAUGUCCUUUUGUCCCAUAAAUAUGGGCUGGCUGCUUUCCGUGCUUUCCUGAAGACGGAGUUCAGUGAGGAAAACCUGGAGUUCUGGCUUGCCUGUGAGGACUUCAAGAAGACACGCUCAGCAGCCAAGCUGGCUUCCAAGGCCCAGCGGAUCUUUGAGGAGUUCAUCGAUGUGCAGGCUCCUCGAGAGGUGAACAUAGACUUCCAGACACGGGAGCUGACAAGAAGAAAUAUGCAGGAGCCUUCCCUCUCUUGCUUUGAUCAAGCUCAGGGGAAGGUGCACAGCCUCAUGGAGAAAGACUCUUACCCCAGGUUCCUGAGAUCCAAAAUUUACACAGACCUGCUGUCUCAAACCCAGAGGAGGCUCAGCUAGAGCAGCAAUGGGGCCGUCAGAAGCCACGUGCUUCCCACAACAGCCAAAAUCCAUGUCUAAAUGUGAAACUUUCUUGGUGUUAAAAGCAGUGGGAAUGGGAAAAGAGGGAGAAGGGGAAAAGGAGGCUUCCAGAGCAUGAUCCAGAAUGUGGUAUUAGGACUCUCUGAGUUUCUGUGCUUUUUCUGGUUAGUGGCAGCAUCUUGCAGGUGUUGCCUCUCUCUAGCACAAAACACACAAUCCUCUGUAGUUAUAGGUCAUCUGUUGGGAAGGCAGGUUUCCUUUAAAAAUACGACGUUGGUUUGUGUGUAAAUAAUGCCAGUGCACCUUUCCACCCUUCCAGACAUCUCCCUAGCUCUCACCUGUCCCUUGUGUUUGGAGGGGCCCUAAGGGCAGUUCUGAAACUUUUGGAGCCAAGUCUAGUCCAAAGCACCAUCUCCCACCCUGGCUGCUGGGGUCUGGACCCAGAGGCCAUGAGGACGGAGAGAGAAAGCAAAGGCACAUGACUCAUGCUGCUUCCUGGAGUGGAAACCAUCACUGAACUCAGCUCACCUUUCAAUUUUUAUUGCACACCUUAUGACACCAGCUGCUACCCUGUCACAGCCCUUUAUCUUCCAGGGAUGGAGACUAAGAGUUAUUUUCAAUAUGACUGUCAAGGAGCUGAGUUUUUCUUAUGAGGAAGGUGAUCCCAAAAGCUCUCGCUAGUCCUGGUCAGGCUAGUCUUCUAGUGCGAAUUAUUGUUUUUAAUGAAUAUUAUUUUAUGUGUACUGUAGUUUAGCCUCGGGACCCCAGUCGUCGUUCAGGCUUCAUUGUGCCAGGCACCGUACCAAAACCUAGCACAAAGAGGCUUCUGGUCACCAGAUACAUUAACAGGCUUGAUGGCUUCUCAGGAACGACCUGCCAGCUGUUGGGAAAGAGUCAAGAGAAGGAAUGUCCCAUCUGCCCUCUGCUGAGAUAUAAGAAGAGCACAAGACCUGCCUGCUAUGGCAGAUAGCAUUUUUCAUGUAAUGCCUGAGCAGCACAUGACGGGGAGAGGUAACAUGAAAAUCACAAUUAUAUUUUUGUUAUUUACUGAUUAUUGACUGUUGUUCUUACCUACUGAUUAUCCACUGUGGGCUCAAUGCCAUGUAAAGAACUACUAAAGACACAUACCCUGCUGCAUGGUGCUUGCUUAAAAACAGGACACAGUGAAGCACGCAGUGAGCAGGACGAGUGUCCGGGUGUGAAGUGGUGUGUGAAGCGUACUUUGGCCCUGGUCCCAUAGCCUGGAUAGCCAACUGCAGGAGAAGACUCUGGCAGACGUCAGCUGUGUAGCACCUUCUCUGUGCUGUGCAAUAAUACUUACCAUCUGAAGGCCCCAUUUCUAUGGCAUUGCUUUUCCAGCUUAUCAGCUGUCAGAUUCUUGCAAUAUUUUCUAGUGGAGAAGCAGACAGCCUGUCCAUGGAUUUGAGCCCACAGACCACAGGUCUAUUUUCUUAGUUUUAUGAAGGCCUGGAAAGUGACCCCAUGGAUCUUUUCCUUCUCUCAGACACCCGCAGAUUAGAGGCUGUAAACCUCUGCUCUAGUUUAGAGCAGUGGGUAGGUUUGAUACAUCAGAAAGCUGGUGAUAAAGAUUUAGUAUAUGUGAUGCAAACUAGGUAGACUGAAUUCUAAAGAUAAACAUAACAUGUUCAGAAUGAGAUACAAAAAGCCUGCUUAGAUAUUAAAAGUUACUGUUGGUGCAUUAGGUAAGAAGCAGGUUUUGAGGCUUUUUGUAAGGAUGAUGUACAGGAUAUUAGACAAAUAGGUUUAGGAUCAAGAUAGGGAUAGUAAGCAUGUCUGUUUUAUUUUGGAGGUGUCUUCCUAUGGUCUUUAAGACACCAAAGUCUAAAUGCGGUGCAAGUGGAAAAUUUAUGUUCAGUAGGGAAACCCACUUUUCAGAACCUCGUUGAUCAGCUGUAGAGUUCAGUUGUUUUUUAGGAAAAGAUCAAUGAAAGGUGGGCACUGGCAAGUGCCCCAGAUUCAUCCAAGUGGCCUACAUCAUGCAGUGGCUCCACCAGCCAUGAGUUUAGCUGUUCAUGGGCCCAUAGCUUUAUGGCAAACAAGGUACCUGGCAAAGAAAGUGUAGUGGGACAGGUGUCUGGGGAAACUUGUGCAGUGCUCUGGAAGGAGUCAAAGACAGAAGCAAAGGAUAUAUAGUCAUGAAUCCAGUGUCUGCCCCUGGUGAUAUCCAGGCUAUACCAUGUGGAACAGAGUCACAUCACCUAUACAGCCUCCUCCUGCUAUAGGUGAAAGGGAAGGAGGAGGGCAAAUCAUCCCACAUUGCAGUGAAGUACUUUCAAUUCUUGACCCGCAAAGCCACUGAGUGUGAGGAGGGGCUGGAAGAACUCUCCUUUCCAAGAAAUGUUAUGUCUACUACACCUGUAUGACACAGGAUUGACUGGGGUCUCUCAGGGGCACAGGUUGCUUUGGCUGAAGAAGUUCUCCUUGAGAUGGCCUGUGGUGCCAGCUGUACCCAGUGUCACUGUGACCACAAAAUGGCACAGCAACCAGUGAUCCAACUGCUGCAACACAGCAGCUCAUCUUCCCAAUGCUGUGGCAUCAAGCAAGCUGUGUUGCAAGGGAUGAAGGCAGGACACCUUCUUCUGGCUCUGCCUUCCUCCUUUUCAGCCUCCUCUUAACUGUACACGUACGUACCGGUGCUACCCUGGAUGUGAGAGGCAGCACCAGCAGGCUUAUGCAGUCAUUGCUUUUAAAAAGAAGGCAGAAGGCCACGUUAACUGGCUUGUGGUAUUUCUCUUAAAGACACCAACACACCUUCUGAGUGGGCUUGCAUGAUGCUGACCUCUAGUGCCAGCUGAUGCAUCCCAGACAGGGCUUUUCAGCAAAGUGCCCUACAGGCACCCAUGGCAGUGGGGGUUGCAGAGGCAAUGAGUGUGAGUGAGGAAGGCAGUGAGGAAACAGCAGAACCAAGAUGUUUUUGUCAAGGAAUGAGGAACAGAAAGUCAGAAGUGAGGACAAUUCCCAGGCUUCCCUGAUGGCUACAAAGGAUGGUCCUGUUCAGAGUGUGACUCCAGAAAGUCCAGGAGGUAACAUCUCUCAGCAAGCUCCUCCAGUGCCCGUGCUGGCAUCCUUUCAGUUUGUGUCAGAAUUCAUAGGAAAACUUCAAAGUGGGCAACACCUAUAAAAAACAAUCUCCCCUCUCUCCUAUGUCGGCCUGGGGAAUCACUUUAAGUGGGUGCAUUCGGAGUUGGCAUUGCUGCAGUUGUGACAGGCACUGUAUUCAUGCUGGGUGAUGUAGAAGUGUUUUGCCCAUUAAAUUGGUGCCAGGUAAUAUCCUCCAUGGAAAACAUCCUAGAGCAUAGAGUGGAGCAAAAUUAUUGUCUGAGGCAUAUAAGUCUACCACAGUUAUUUUUGUUGCUGCUCUUACAGUUUGUCUCUCUUGCAGGAAAGCAGACUAGUUAUUUGAAGUAUUUUUUUUAAAUAAGGAAUUGGCACCAGCUGCUUCUUUUAUGCCAAAUGUCAGUCUGAAGUGAAUUAAAAUAGGCAGCUUAUAGCUCUUCCCCUUAAACCAGGCACUGUUUAAGGAAAUAAUGACUGAGCCAAAGCUUCAGAAAGCACUGAGUGAUGACUAAUCCCCAUCAAGGACAAAUAUUCUACCUUUGAUUCAUCUCUUACUGAUGUGAAAGGGAUAUUCAUACCUUACAAACCCCAUUUCCCCUCUCCACAAGCACACACCUCCAAAAUUUUCCUCCUGUUUCAAGAAAUGUCAGAGUGUGCCAUCACAUGAAAAGAGGGGCAAAACAGAAUAGUUUCACUCAACUCUUUUUAUUCUGUGUGUUUGCUGGCACGUACCCAGUCAGCUCCCAAGUCCUUUGACAGCAAAAGGGAAGAAGAGUUUAUAAAUUGCCUUUUCUAUAAGCUUCAGAUGUUAACUCAGAAGCAGAUGCAGAACCCAAAUCUGCUUUCAGUUUCUUUCUCCUGCUUUGGCCCAUCAGCCAGGUUUGGAAUGAUUUCCAUCACUUUUACUGGACUCGUUAAUGUACCAAUGGGUCCCUGCCCGCCACGCUGGGAAGGUGUGAAGGGCAAAGUCCUGCUAGUCUAAGCAGGGGAGGGAAAUAAGCAUGUGUGUCUGCAGGUGUGUGGGGGGGUGAGAGUGCAUGUGAAUUCAUGUGUAUGUUAUUUAGUGUCUCCUACUAGAGAAGCUUUUCUGAGACAUAGAUGUGCAUGUUAAAAUAGGAGAAUUAGGCAUAAAUGAGAUAAAAUGAGAUUUUUAGCCAGUGUUGUGUUUGCCUCAUGUGUAAGUUUGAAUAGUACUAAGAGACAUAAAACUCUGCUAGGCUUCCAGUUACCCAUAAGAGCACACGUAUCAAACUGAACUGAAUGUUCACUGAUAGACACAAAACCGAAAUGUUUACAGCAUUCAGAGCAAUAGCAAAGCAUACCUCAUGCCAGUCCUGGAGUGCCUCUCACCCAUCAGUGCAAGCUCUCCCUUCCCUGGAGGCCUCUUGCUUCUCCCUCCAACCCCUCUCUCUUUCUCAGUCCUGUCCUCUUGGACUUCCCUCCUCCUCCUCCUCCUCCUUACAGUUACCUUCCCGAAGCACUCCUGUCCAUGCCAACCUUCCUCUCCACUAGCAGUGCUUGUCCCCAUGUAUCUCAGCCUCAGUCUCACAUAACCUCCUCCCACGCCCUCCUGUUUGCGCACCCUCCAUCCCCUUCUCUUCUUUGCCUUUUACUUCCCCAGACACUUGUCUCUGGUCUUGCCAUCUUUCUCCUAUGUCGCUAUAAAGCUCCUAUUCCUUGCCCACUAUAUAAGAAGAAAAUGCGUCACUUAAUUUCUGCAUUAUCUUUCAUUCCUGGGACUGCUGCAGUUGUCUUCUUCCUUGGUACUAUGUUUUCUCUGGCAUCAAAGCAUUAUAUCACAGAAUUGGAAUUAAAGUACAUUUUGCUGCUAAACCAGAAUGCUUUUCUCUACCAUGCACCUCUUGGGCUUUGCAGAGGCUCAGCUUGUCCCCAGUAUUAUGACUUCUUCCUCCAUCCAUGCUCCACGUGCUGUGCUUGUGGCAGGAGCUGGCUAGGUGAGAGGGCAGCUGGGCUGCACGGAGGCAGCGGCUGCUUUGGCAGAGUCACAACUGUGCUUCCUCUUGGCUUUCUCACAUAAAAAAAAAGAGAGUGUAAAUAAAGGUUUGUGUGUUGUAUUUGUUUACUAAAGUCA